Molecule: messenger RNA, 447 nt
Organism: Neocloeon triangulifer
Lineage: Eukaryota; Metazoa; Arthropoda; Insecta; Ephemeroptera; Baetidae
Product: neurogenic differentiation factor 1-like
Exons: 2
Coding region: 1-447 (148 amino acids)
Molecular function (GO): protein dimerization activity
Source: RefSeq, a predicted model, not a curated record
AUGGAGCAGCAGUGCAAAACUCCUUCUCCACGCAUCAAGAGGUUUAAGGCCAACGCUCGAGAAAGGCACAGGAUGCACAUUCUUAACGCAGCCCUUGAUCGUCUCCGCAGCUGCAUGCCUGUUGCUUGUCACUCGCAGAAACUUUCAAAGAUCGAGACUCUUCGACUGGCCAGUAACUACAUUUUUGCGCUCUCUGCCGUGGCGCAAGGUUCAAACGACCCUCUGGCAUUUGCCCACACCCUAACCAGAGGGAUCAGCCAGGCAACCUGCAAUUUGAUUGCCAACUCCUUGAAUACUAGUCUUCAAACCCUGCACUUAAAUGGCAGCACCACGACAACGGCCAACGAACACUCGAGCUAUGUCGAAACUUGGCAGGCAAAGUUAGGCCACCAAUUGCAAAAUUACAACCAAGAAGAAAAUCAGUCUUUGGUACCAUGCAUGUACUAA